Monodelphis domestica (gray short-tailed opossum) is the source of this 9941-nucleotide messenger RNA. It is a transcript of the gene QRICH2, whose product is annotated as glutamine rich 2. Gene Ontology annotation, biological process: cell projection assembly; flagellated sperm motility. NCBI's taxonomy places the organism in Eukaryota, Metazoa, Chordata, Mammalia, Didelphimorphia, Didelphidae. Gene Ontology annotation, cellular component: sperm flagellum. The record is from RefSeq and is a predicted model, not a curated record.
GGCUUGGGGCGGGACCUCCGAGAGAGAGGAGCUCGAGUGGGCAGUGGCUUGAACCGCUUUCUCCCUGGGCACGUCCAUUACCGGACUGAAUUCUUAGGACCCUGACCUGAUACCGACGUCCGAGCAGCUGGGACAUCUGCCAAACAGUUGGCACCUGGCAGGGCUGGACAAGGGCACCGAGACAUCUGGUAGCAAUUGGCCCCCCGAGGUUCGCCCCAAGCCUCCCUUUGGACGCCGGAAGUGGGCGGAGAACUGGCCUCCGGUUCUUUCAAGUGAGGGAACCCAUCCCGAGCCUGAUCCGUUUGAAUGUUGAGCCGACCUAAGUGGAUGAACCAUGCCUACCAAAGUCACCCUGGGGGAACUGGUGGACCUUUCGAUUGGCACGCCGGAAGUGGGGGCUGUCAACUUCAAUGCCCUCCACAGCCUGCUGCUUGCCAUGCUCAAGCAGUUGAACCUGCAGGAUUUCAAAAUUGAGGUGCCUUCCCAGGUCACAGAGCCGACCCGGAGCACAGAGGCUACCCGGGGUCCCACUGUAAGCGGGGCCCCUGUCAAGGACAAGAGAAAAGCCAGCGUCUCUAGGCAGCCUUCAGGGCGACUCUCCUCCACAGUUUUAGAGGCUCAGGUGAAGGACUUAGGGGGACAGUUACAGGAUUUAGGCAAACAAGUCCAAGCCAUUGGGAGCCAAGUGCACGGAAUUGAGGACCACGUACAGUCAAUCGGCUCUCAGGUUGAUGUGUUUGGGGAGCAAAUAGCCGCCUUGGACAAGCUACCAUCGGGUACUGACCUGCUAGAAAAAGCCCCGAGUGGCUCCCGAGUGUCAGACAUGUGGCAAAUGAUGCAGUUGAAAAAGAAAGUGGAAGCCAACGAGGAUGGCAUUUCCAAGGCCAUGGGACUGAUCCAAGAUGUCAUGAAUGAAGUCAACACCUUGAAGGAAGAUCAGGAUAAGUUUCCGCAGCCCCAGGUGGACAAAUACAAAGAAAGGAUCGAAAAUAUGGAAGACAGAAUUGGAGCACUGGAGAACAUAGUCAAUAAUCAAGAAAGGGAACUGGCAAACGUAGAGCAGAAGAUGAUGAGUGCUUACCCUGAAGACAAUACCGUAGUUACCUGGGAGGACCUGGAGCAGGCCAUAUCUUCUGGUCGAAAAAGCACACCAUCACUUGGAGAUGUCACUGGAAUCAUUUCUCCAACUAGAGAAAUACCUCAAAGCCCUGGAGAACGGUCCCCUGAAAAGCGUUUUGAGCGGUCCACUGAAAAGCGCCCUCAACCUCUCAAGAAAACUUCAUCAAAGUCCGCAAUGCCUGGCACAGAGGGUCCAUCUCUUGGACCAAGGCGGAGUAUCACAGAACAUGGUCCACUAGGCUCAGCUGCUGGCACACCCCCUCGCACAGCCUCAAGCACUUCCCAGGUUCCUCGAGGCCCUAGGGCAGGUCAGCCAGUCUCUGGAGCUCGAGGUCCAGGUCAACCAGUUCUUGGAGCCCCAGGAACCUACCCACAAGUCCCUGGAGCCCCAGGCACCUACCCACCAGUUCCUGGAGCCCCAGGCACCUACCCACCAUUUACUGGCGCCCCAGGCCCCUACCAGCCUGGCCAAGCACCACCAGGCACCUACCCACCUGGCCAGGUACCCCCAGGCCCCUACCAGCCUGGCCAGGGACCCCCAGGCACCUACCAGCCAGGACAGGGCCCCUAUCAGCCUGGCCAGGGACCCCCGGGCACCUACCUGCCUGGACAGGGACCCCCGGGCACCUACCCACCUGGCCAGGGACCUCCAGGCACCUACCCACCUGGCCAGGGACCCCCGGGCACUUACCCACCUGGACAGGGACCCGCAGGCACCUACCCCCCUGGCCAGGGACCCCCAGGCACCUACCCACCUGGACAGGGCCCCUACCAGCCUGGUCAGGGACCCCCAGGCACCUACCAGCCUGGACAGGGACCCCCAGGCACCUACCAGCCUGGACAGGGACCCCCAGGCACCUACCAGCCAGGCCAAGGACCCCCAGGCACCUACCCACCUGGACAGGGACCCCCAGGCACCUAUGCACCUGGCCAAGCACCACCAGGGACCUACCCGCCUGGACAGGGCCCCUACCAGCCUGGGCAGGGACCCCCAGGCACCUACCCGCCCGGACAGGGACCCCCGGGCACCUACCCACCCGGACAGGGACCCCCUGGCACCUACCCGCCUGGACAGGGACCCCCGGGCACCUACCCACCUGGACAAGGACCCCCGGGCACCUACCCGCCUGGUCAGGGACCCCCGGGCACCCAACAGCCUGGACCAGGAGUCCCAGUUACCUCUCAGGCAGGGCCAGGAGCCCCAGACACCCAGCAGCCUGGAACCCGAGCCCCAGGCACCCAGCAGCCAGGAACCAGAGCCCCAGGGACCCAGCAGCCUGGAACCAGAGCACCAGGAACCCAGCAGCCAGGAACCAGAGCCCCAGGGACCCAGCAGCCUGGACCCGGAGCCCCAGGCACCCAGCAGCCUGGACCUGGAGCCCCAGGUACUUACCAGCCUGGCCAGGGAGCCGAAGGCCCCUACCCACCUGGCCAGGGACCCCCGGGCACCUACGCACCUGGCCAAGCACCACCAGGCACCUACCCGCCUGGCCAAGGACCCCCUGGCACCUACGCACCUGGCCAAGCACCACCAGGCACCUACCCACCUGGCCAAGGACCCCCAGGUACCUACGCACCUGGCCAAGCACCACCAGGCACCUACCCACCUGGCCAAGGACCCCCUGGCACCUACGCACCUGGCCAAGCACCACCAGGCACCUACCCACCUGGCCAAGCACCACCAGGCACCUACGCACCUGGCCAAGGACCACCAGGCACCUACCCACCUGGCCAAGGACCCCCAGGCACCUACGCACCUGGCCAAGGACCACCAGGCACCUAUCCGCCUGGCCAGGGACCCCCAGGCACCUACGCACCUGGCCAAGGACCACCAGGCACCUAUCCGCCUGGCCAGGGACCCCCAGGCACCUACGCACCUGGCCAAGGACCACCAGGCACCUAUCCGCCUGGCCAGGGACCCCCAGGCACCUACGCACCUGGCCAAGCACCACCAGGGACCUAUCCGCCUGGUCAGGGACCCCCAGGCACCUACGCACCUGGCCAAGCACCACCAGGGACCUAUCCGCCUGGUCAGGGACCCCCAGGCACCUACGCACCUGGCCAAGCACCACCAGGGACCUAUCCGCCUGGUCAGGGACCCCCAGGCACCUACGCACCUGGCCAAGCACCACCAGGGACCUAUCCGCCUGGUCAGGGACCCCCAGGCACCUAUGCACCUGGCCAAGCACCACCAGGGACCUACCCGCCUGGACAGGGACCCCCGGGCACCUACGCACCUGGCCAAGGACCACCAGGGACCUAUCCGCCUGGUCAGGGACCCCCAGGCACCUAUGCACCUGGCCAAGGACCCCCAGGCACUUACCCGCCUGAACAGGGACCCCCGGGCACCUACCCACCUGGACAGGGACCCGCGGGCACCUACCCCCCUGGCCAGGGACCCCCAGGCACCUACCCACCUGGCCAAGCACCACCAGGCACCUACCCACCUGGCCAGGGACCCCCGGGCACCUACCUGCCUGGCCAGGGACCCCCGGGCACCUACCCACCAGGCCAGGGACCCCCAGGCACCUACCAGCCAGGGGAGGGAGCCCCAGGUACCUACCAGCCAGGCCCCGGAGCCCCAGGCACCCAGCAGCUUGGACCUGGAGCCCCAGGCACCCAACCACUUGGACCAGGAGCCCCAGGCACCCAGCAGCUUGGACCUGGAGCCCCAGGCACCCAACCACUUGGACCAGGGGCCCCAGGCACCCAGCAGCUUGGACCAGGAGCCCCAGGCACCCAGCAGCUUGGACCAGGAGCCCCAGGCACCCAGCCACUUGGACCCGGAGCUCCAGGAACCCAGCAGCUUGGACCAGGAGCCCCAGGCACCCAGCCACUUGGACCAGGAGCCCCAGGCACCCAGCAGCUUGGACCAGGAGCCCCAGGAACCCAGCAGCUUGGACCAGGAGCCCCAGGAACCCAGCAGCUUGGACCAGGAGCCCCAGGAACCCAGCAGCUUGGACCUGGAGCCCCAGGCACCCAGCCACUUGGACCUGGAGCCCCAGGCACCUACCAGCCUGGACCUGGAGCCCCAGGCACUCAGCAAUUUGGACCAGGAGCCCCAGGCACCCAGCAGCCUGGGGUUGGAGCCCCAGGAACCCAGCAGUUUGGACCUGGAGCCCCAGGAACCCAGCAGUUUGGACCAGGAGCUCCAGGCACCCAGCAGCCUGGGAUUGGAGCCCCAGGCACCCAACAGUUUGGACCAGGAGCCCCAGGCACCUACCAGCCUGGACCAGGAGCCCCAGGCACCUACCAGCCUGGACCAGGAGCCCCAGGCACUCAGCAGCUUGGACCUGGAGCUCCAGGCACCCAGCAGCCUGGACCAGGAGCCCCAGGCACCUAUCAGCCUGGGGUACAGCCUGGGGUUGGAGCCCCAGGCACCCAGCAGCUUGGACCUGGAGCCCCAGGCACCUACCCACCUGGACAGGGACCCCUGGGCACCUACCAGCCUGGGGCACAACCUGGACCGGGAGCCCCAGGCACCCAGCAGUUUGGACCUGGGGUCCCAGGCACUUACCCACCUGGCCAGGGAGCCCCAGGCACUUACCAGCCUGGGGCUGGAGCCCCAGGCACCCAACCACUUGGACCUGGAGCCCCAGGCACCUAUCCACCUGGGGCUGGAGCCCCAGGCACCCAGCAGCUUGGACCAGGAGCCCCAGGCACCCAGCCACUUGGACCUGGAGCCCCAGGCACCCAGCAGCUUGGACCAGGAGCCCCAGGCACCCAGCCACUUGGACCUGGAGCCCCAGGCACCCAGCCACUUGGACCUGGAGCCCCAGGCACCCAGCAAUUUGGACCAGGAGCCCCAGGCACCCAGGCACCUGGACCCGGAGCCCCAGGCACCUACCAGCCUGGGGCUGGAGCCCCAGGCACUCAGCCACUUGGACCUGGAGCCCCAGGCACCCAGCAAUUUGGACCAGGAGCCCCAGGCACCCAGCCACUUGGACCUGGAGCCCCAGGCACCCAGCCACUUGGACCUGGAGCCCCAGGCACCCAGCCACUUGGACCUGGAGCCCCAGGCACCCAGCAAUUUGGACCAGGAGCCCCAGGCACCCAGGCACCUGGACCCGGAGCCCCAGGCACCUACCAGCCUGGGGCUGGAGCCCCAGGCACUCAGCCACUUGGACCUGGAGCCCCAGGCACCCAGCAAUUUGGACCAGGAGCCCCAGGCACCCAGCCACUUGGACCUGGAGCCCCAGGCACCCAGCCACUUGGACCUGGAGCCCCAGGCACCCAGCAAUUUGGACCCGGAGCCCCAGGCACCCAGCCUCUUGGACCUGGAGCCCCAGGCACCCAGCAAUUUGGACCAGGAGCCUCAGGCACCCAGCCACUUGGACCUGGAGCCCCAGGUGCCCAGCAAUUUGGACCCGGAGCCCCAGGCACCCAGCCUCUUGGACCUGGAGCCCCAGGAACCCAGCAAUUUGGACCCGGAGCCCCAGGCACUCAGCAGCUUGGACCUGGAGCCCCAGGAACCCAGCAAUUUGGACCCGGAGCCCCAGGCACCCAGCCUCUUGGACCCGGAGCCCCAGGCACCCAGCAAUUUGGACCUGGAGCCCCAGGCACCCAGCCGCUUGGACCUGGAGCCCCAGGCACCCAGCAAUUUGGACCCGGAGCCCCAGGCACCCAGCCCCCUGGACCAGGAGCCCCAGGCACCCAGCAGCUUGGACCCGGAGCCCCAGGCACCCAGCAGCCUGGACCAGGAGCCCCAGGCACCCAGCAGCCUGGACCAGGAGCCCCAGGCACCUACCAGCCUGGGCCUGGAGCCCCAGGCACCUACCAGCCUGGGCCUGGAGCCCCAGGCCCCUAUCCGUCUUGGCAGGGAGCCCCAGGAGCCUACCCACCUGGCCAGGGAGCCCCAGGACCCUACCAGGCUGGACCUGGAGCCCCAGGACCAUACCAGCCUUGGCAGGGAGCUCCAGGACCCUACCAGCCUGGGCAGGGAGCCCCAGGACCCUACCAGCCUUGGCAGGGAGCUCCAGGACCCUACCAGCCUGGGGCUGGAGCUCCAGGCACCCAGCAGCCUGGACCCGGAGCCCCCGGGCCAUACCAGCCGGGUCAAGGAGCCCCCGGACCCUACCAGCCAGGGCCAGGAGCUCCAGGCACCCAGCAGCCUGGACCUGGAGCCCGAGCCACUGGACCUGGAGCCCGAGCCACCCAGCAGCCUGGACCUGGAGCCCGAGCCACUGGACCUGGAGCCCGAGCCACUGGACCUGGAGCCCGAGCCACCCAGCCACCUGGGCCAGGAGCCCCAGGCACCUACCAGCCUGUUACUGGUGUCUCACCUCAUCAGCCAGGCCCUGGAGCCCCAUCUGGGUAUCAGCCAGGUCCUGGAGCCCCAUAUGGAUAUCAGCCAGGCCCUGGAGCCCCACCUGGGUAUCAGCCAGGUCCUGGAGCCCCAUAUGGAUAUCAGCCAGGCCCUGGAGCCCCACCUGGGUAUCAGCCAGGUCCUGGAGCCCCAUAUGGAUAUCAGCCAGGCCCUGGAGCCCCACCUGGGUAUCAGCCAGGUCCUGGAGCCCCAUAUGGAUAUCAGCCAGGCCCUGGAGCCCCACCUGGGUAUCAGCCAGGUCCUGGAGCCCCACCUGGGUAUCAGCCAGGCCCUGGAGCCCCACCUGGGUAUCAGCCAGGCCCUGGAGCCCCACCUGGGUAUCAGCCAGGCCCUGGAGCCCCACCUGGGUAUCAGCCAGGCCCUGGAGCCCCACCUGGGUAUCAGCCAGGCCCUGGAGCCCCACCUGGGUAUCAGCCAGGCCCUGGAGCCCCACCUGGGUAUGCAGGCCCCCUUCCAUAUCCUGGAGCCCCAGAAACAAGUUCUGUAACCCCAACUGGUGCUCCUGGCCGAGGGCAGCAAAGACCAGCAUCGCAGCCUGGAGGCACACAGCAAAGGCCUCCAACAGGAGUGCCUGGAGUGUCACCACAAAGAUCCUCAACUGGACUGCCUGGAGUGUCGCCACAAAGAUCCUCAACUGGACUGCCUGGAGUGUCACAGCAAAGAUCCUCAACUGGACUGCCUGGAGUGUCACAGCAAAGAUCUUCAACUGGACUGCCUGGAGUGUCACCACAAAGAUCCUCAACAGGACUGCCUGGAGUGUCACCACAAAGAUCCUCAACUGGACUGCCUGGAGUGUCACAGCCAAGGUCCACAACAGGGCAUCCUGGAGCUACUCAGCCAAAGUCUGCAACAGGGCGUCCUGGAGCUACUCAGCCAAAGUCUGCAACAGGGCGUCCUGGUGUUACACCAGGGCAACGUGCUCCUGCAGUUUCCAGUGCUGAUCAGCCUGGUGUUGCUGCCACAGGCACCCCCCCAAGUUGGGAGCAACCCACAGUCACAGACCAGAGUUUCCCUCCAACCGAGAUUCCUUCUGAUGGCCAAUUUCCCUACAUGGAAUCCCAGCCAUCCUAUGUGCUAUCUCAAGGAACCUACAUGCCAUCCCCGACAGCCUAUAUGCCACCCUACAUGCCAUCCCAGCAACCCUACAUGCCGCCCCAGCAACCCUACAUGCCAUCCCAGCAACCCUACAUGCCAUCCCAGCAAUUCUACAUGCCAUCCCAGCCGCUCCCUGGGGGACACCAGCAUCCUAUACCACCACCACCUCCAUGGUUGCCCCAGCAGCCUGGAGUUGGACUCCAGACCUCUCGAGAAAGACUCCCAGGCCAAAGAGAUAAAAGCUCAUCACAGGACAGACAGAGUUUUAGCUUCCCCUUUGCCUUGGAGACCCUGCGUUUGAUGGGGGAGCUUACCAACUACUACCUGAUUCUGAAGGAGCAGAUGGGGGAACUGGAAGAAGACCCUGGCAAAUCUGAGCUGGACAAGCUAAAGAGCGUGUUAGGAAAAUUAACCUCUAAAAGCAUCCCUGAUGACAUGAUGGAACAGCUACAAGGUCUUAAAGCCUUAACCAAAGAAAUUCAAGAGGAGAGGGAAAAAAUGAGGUUUAUGCAAAGGAUUCUGGAAGGAGAGGAGGAAGAACAAGAAGAUGAUGGAAGAAGAACUGGCCAGCUAAGUCUGCAGCUAAAUAUCCUCAGAGUGAAUGUGCACGACAUAGAGAAGGAGCUGGCACUGCUGAGGGAACGGCAAGAGCAGGGCAAGGCCCUUGUAGAACAAUCAGUGGCAGAAGCAUCACUUUAUCUACAGGAACAGUUAGAUAAGCUCAGGAUGAUCAUAGAAAACAUGCUGUCCUCUUCAUCCACGCUGCUGACCAUGAGCAUUGCGCCACCUAAGGCUCCAACCACAGUGGACCCAAGCCAAGUUGACUCACACACCACCUGUCCAGCUUGUAGCCUAGAUCUGGGUCAGCAAGUCAGCAGGCUAGUACAGCGCUAUGAGCAGCUCCAGGAUAUGGUCAACAACCUGAUGAUCAGUAAGCCCUCUAGGAAGCAUCAGCAACAGAACCAGGAUGAAGAGCUCCUAGGUCAUAUCCAGGCCACUAUCCUUCAGGUGCAAGGUGACUGUGAGAAACUUAACAUCACCACUGGCAAUCUCAUUGAAGAUCACAGGCAAAAGCAGAAGGAUAUUGAUGUGCUGUACCAGUCCCUAGAGAAGCUAGAAAAGGAGAAAGCGAACAGGGAACACCUGGAGUUGGAGAUCGAUGUGAAAGCAGAUAAGUCUGCCCUCGCUGCCAAGGUGAGCCGAAUCCAGUUCGAUGCUACCACAGAGCAGUUGAAUAAAAUGAUGCAGGAUCUGCUGGCAAAGAUGACUGGCCAAGAGAAGGACUGGAAGAAAGUCCUGGACAAGCUUGUGGGAGAAAUGGAUACCAAGCUGAAUCGCCUGGAGUUAGAUCCUGUGAAGAAGCUGCUUGAGGAUAGGUGGAAGGCCAUACGCAAACAGCUGAAGGAACAGUCCCCACUCUAUCAGUCUGACGAUGCUGCCACCAUGAGGAGGCAGCUUUUGGCACACUUCCAUUGUCUUUCAUGUGACCGGCCCUUAGAAACAGCUGUACCUGGACCACUCAUCCCCUCAGUGCCUAGUGGCCCAGGACUGCCAGCACAUCGUUCUAACCGUCCGUACACCAUCUAUGAAUUGGAGCAAGUCCGGCAGCAAAGCCGCACCAUGAAGCUGGGCACUGCCUUCCAACGAAUGGAGCUGGGACAACUGGAAAGGAGUGUAGGCCGCCUGCAUUCUAUGCACUCCAAGAUGCUGAUGGACAUAGAGAAGGUGCAGAUUCAUUUUGGAGGCUCAGCCAAGGCCAGCAGCCAGAUGAUCAGGGAGCUGAUCCAGGCUCAGUGCCUGAGCUCCUCAUACUAUAAACGGAUUCAAGACAUACCGGAUUACUCCUUCAUGUCAGUGCCACGUCGAUGCGGUGGCAGCCAUACACUUACCUUCCCCUACCGCCGCUACACCCGACUACAGCACCUGGCUCAGUGUAUCUAUCCAACAGAAGACUUACAGACCUCCUUGAAGCAUGAGGUGGACAUCUUAGGCCUGGAUGGACACAUCUACAAGGGACGGUUAGAGACAAAGCUGCCUGGAAUCCCAAGCAAGGAGGGUCCUUUAAAGAACAAACCAAAGUCCAUCUGUCCAGUUGGGCACAAUAGGCAAUCCCCUUCAAGACCACAGAGUGCUCAGUUGGUGCCUUCCUUGGCAGCCCAGCAAACGAAGGGCAGACCUGUUUCUUCUCAGGGUCGCCUCACACAACUUAAUGCCACCCACCCACCAAGCCCCACAACUAUUAACCCCAAUAACCUCCCCUAAUAGACUAGAGGAUGUCUAUUGAGGUGUACAUGGAUGUCCUCCACUUUAUCCUGGCUGAAGACCAAACAGGGAUACCCUGGACCUCGGGAAAAUAUACCUUCAUGCGUAGAACUUGCCAAUAAAUGUUUGCAAAGAAGAA